Messenger RNA from Amyelois transitella, 1321 nucleotides. RefSeq names its product protein spaetzle (gene SPZ1). The record is from RefSeq and is a predicted model, not a curated record. Bases 209 to 1144 code for a protein of 311 amino acids. NCBI's taxonomy places the organism in Eukaryota, Metazoa, Arthropoda, Insecta, Lepidoptera, Pyralidae. The transcript has 6 exons. Gene Ontology annotation, biological process: central nervous system formation; innate immune response; regulation of Toll signaling pathway. Gene Ontology annotation, molecular function: growth factor activity; Toll binding. Gene Ontology annotation, cellular component: extracellular region.
CCGACUUCGCACAGUCGGUCAGUUGUCAGAAAGCCGCUUAAACGGGUGGACGUUCUAUCGAUAACGAGAUAAUAAUUAUCGAUAAAAAUCGCGAUCUCACCUACGUCAUAGGCUUAAUUAAACAAAUCGAAUGAAUUCGUCAUGUAAACUAUUACCUUAUAUAAGUGUCGUGCUAGACUUUAGUUAGUGGUUAGUUUAGAAGUUUAAUAUGAAUACAGUUUCAAACACAAUGAACGUGUGGAUAUUUCAAUGUCUCGUGUGGGUCAGUCUGAUGCUAAAUCCAUCUUUCGGGUACAGGGACUACGAUCAAGACUACAGCUUCCAACGACGAGAUACCACGAACCGUAAAACAGAUCUCAGUACCCAAGACCGGCCGGGUUAUGACAGACAGAACAGACAAAUUGAGAAUGACGAUAGACAAGCCGGUAGCGAGAGAUCUAUACUGUUCGAUUUCAAUAUACAAAGAGUGCAGGCCACGAGUAGAAUACCAAUAGAAGAUUCUAGAAGGAAUGGCGAAUCCACGUUGAAGAUAAUCAAUAAUUUUGCGAAGCCUGUACAAAUUUUGACGAGAAGAGGGGUGAUUGGUCAUCAUGACCCGACAAAAUCGACUGGGGAGGUGGUGUUCCCUGGACCCACGUCCAGGACCUCGUCCUUUGAACCACAGGUCACUGACCAGGAGUGUCUGCAGACUGGGAUCUGCGAGCAUGUCGACAAUUAUCCCCAGGAGAAGGUGGACGAGGUCGUAACGAAGCUGGAAUCAUCGAAAUACAAUUUCAACGUAGACAGACUGGUGACACCAGAAAUCGCACAAAGAAUAGGACCCCACGACGAAAUGAUGGAGUUAUGUAAAUCAAAAGAAACUGUGGUCGCCCCCAGAGCUGUCCGGGACGACAACAGCAAAUGGUACGUCGUGGUCAACCAGAAGAACCAGGUGCUCCAGGGUUUUCGAGUGGAAAUUUGCGAACCCGCAUCAGCGCCUUGUUCCGACCUCAUCUACGUAAUGUCAAGCUCGUACAACAAGACAUGUGUACAAAAGUACCAAUAUCGAAAAAUGGUGGUACUAAAUGACGACGGAAAUCACACAGAGAAAGAGUUCAAGAUACCUUCUUGUUGCUCUUGCGCGGUCUUCCCGGUGACCCAGUGACCCAGUUACGACACCGAUGAAGUUUUGACGCAGAGUCACCUGAAGAGAAACAUGAUCCCUGUAUACAAAACAAAACCAUACGGAUCUAGUUUCUCUAAAGGUGGCUGUACCUAUUUCAAGGAAAAUCCUUGUAACAUUAAAUAUAUAGAAUAUUUACGGUUUAAAAUAUGCAUUUUU